Trichomycterus rosablanca is the source of this 1217-nucleotide messenger RNA. Its product is annotated as toll-interacting protein-like. Gene Ontology annotation, cellular component: cytoplasm. Bases 34 to 852 code for a protein of 272 amino acids. Gene Ontology annotation, biological process: ubiquitin-dependent protein catabolic process. The transcript has 6 exons. The record is from RefSeq and is a predicted model, not a curated record. Gene Ontology annotation, molecular function: ubiquitin conjugating enzyme binding; ubiquitin binding. NCBI's taxonomy places the organism in Eukaryota, Metazoa, Chordata, Actinopteri, Siluriformes, Trichomycteridae.
CCUAUGAUCCAGCAGCAAGACCUUUGAGCUACAAUGGUGCCGCCAAAGAACACGGUGUACGUCGGGGAACUGCCGAAGGACUUCCUUCGGAUCACCCCGACUGUGCAGCAGCAGCAGGUGCAGAUUGAUGCUCAAAAGGCGCAGGAGAUGCAGUUCGACGGGAACAUGAACUCCCCCGGCCGGAUCAGCAUCACCGUGGUUCAGGGUAAACUGGCUAAAAACUACGGCAUGACACGGAUGGACCCGUACUGCAGGAUCCGGCUGGGCUAUGCGGUCUACGAGACGCCCACGGCGCACAACGGAGCCAAAAACCCACGCUGGAACAAAGUGAUCCAGUGCCCACUGCCCCCUAAUGUGGACUCCUUCUACCUGGAGAUCUAUAAUGAGAGGGCGUUUUCAAUGGACAACUGCAUCGCCUGGACUCAUGUCACGAUUCCAGAGAAUCUAAAGAAGGGUCUAGUGGUGGAUGAGUGGUUCACCCUGAGUGGCAAAAAGGGCGAUGAUAAAGAGGGCAUGAUCAACCUAGUCAUGUCCUAUUCUUCCCUGGCAGCAGGAAUGGUGAUGCCAUCCAAGCCCGUAGUCCUAAUGCCCACAGUUAACCAGCAGGGCGUCGGCUGUGUUCCCAUCCCAGGAGUGCCCGCUGUACCAAGCGUCUACAACCAGGGCGUGAUGCCCAUGGGAAUGCCCAGCAGCGCCCCCCAGCAGCCGUUGUACAGCGAGCAGGACCUGAGGGCCCUGGGCGACAUGUUUCCCGACGUGGAGAAGGAGGUGAUCCGAAGCGUGAUGGAGGCGCAGCACGGGAACAAGGACGCCGCCAUCAACUGGCUGCUGCAGAUGGCCGAGGAGGUUUAAACCCGCCCGCGGCGCUCGCUCGGGUACAUGCCAAGUCCUCACGUGUAGCACUUUCAUCAGUUUUCCUGAAAUAUGUCCAUCAUGUUGAAAGUCUCACCGUCGCUGAACUGAGUCGGAUCGUUGAAAUAAUUUCACUGAAACUGAGAGACUCAUGUUCUGUACAUUAUUAUUGAUUCUAAUUCAUGUUCAGUAUUUUUUGUAUUUGUAGUUUUAUUUGGUUCGCUCUGGACGAGCUCGUCUGUAAAGGCGCAUUCCCGUGUCUCGACCACGCGUCUGUAUAAAUUCAGCUCAAUCUAUAAAAGCAUAGAAAUAUAUUUAAUGGAUUGUAUAUAAUCAGAUGAAUAAUAAAGUUCUAUUUCCAGAAA